AUGGAAACCAAACCUCGUCCGCAGCUUCACAUUUUCUUUCUUCCAUUUAUGGCUCCAGGCCACACUUUACCCCUUAUAGACAUAGCCAAACUAUUUGCUUCACGCGGUGUAAAAUGCACCAUAGUAACCACCCAUGCCAAUGCACCAAUCAUCUCCCAAGCAAUCAAAACUAGCAUAGGUUUUGGCUUUGAAAUUAAACUUGUUCUUAUCAAGUUCCCAUCUACUGAAGUUGGAUUGCACGAAGGAAUUGAAAGUAUUAAAUUGGAGAAAACCAAAGAGAUGAGGAAAGGGUUGGUAAAAGCUACCACUCUGCUUCAACAACAGGUAGAGCAGGUUUUGGACCAACAUCAUCCUCAUUGCCUUGUUGCAGACUUUUUAUUUCAUUGGGCUACAGAUGUUGCUGCGAAGUUUGAGAUUCCAAGGCUCGUCUUCCAUGGAACUGGUUUCUUCGCCUUGUGUGCUCUAAAGAGUAUAAUGCUGUACCAACCUCACUUGAAGGUUUCAUCAGAUUCAGAAUCUUUUGUUAUUCCUAGUCUCCCAAAUGAGAUCAAGAUGACAAGAAACAAGCUAGUACCAUUUCUUACUCUAAAUGGUAAGACAGAACUGAUCAAGUUGAUCAAACUAUCCAGAGAGGCUGAAGAAAGGAGCUACGGAAUUAUUGUAAACAGCUUCUAUGAACUUGAACCAGAUUAUGCGGAUCACUAUAGGAAGGUGUUAGGAAAGAAGUCAUGGCAUAUUGGCCCAGUUUCUUUAUGCAACAAUGUAGAAAUAGAUAGGUCUGAGAGGGGAACAGAAGGCUUGGUUGAUGAAGCAAAGGAGUGCUUGAACUGGCUUAAUUCUAAAAAUCUCAAUUCAGUCGUUUAUAUAUGUUUUGGAACUAUGACCAAAUUCAGUGAUAGUCAGCUGGUAGAAAUCGCCUAUGGUCUUGAAGCUUCUGGGCAGCAAUUCAUUUGGGUUGUGAAGAAAGAAAAGAAUGAUAAAGAAGCGUGGUUGCCUGAAGGAUUUGAGCAGAGAGUCAAAGGAGAGGGAUUGAUUAUAAGAGGUUGGGCUCCCCAACUACUGAUUCUUCAGCAUGAAGCAAUUGGGGCGUUUCUCACUCACUGUGGGUGGAACUCAAUCCUUGAAGGAGUAUCUGCAGGGGUUCCAAUGAUCACCUGGCCGGUGUCUGCGGAGCAGUUUUACAAUGAGAAGUUGGUGACUCAGAUACUUGGCAUUGGGGUUCCUGUUGGUGCUCAAAACUGGGAGGAUGGUAGUUUGCAGAGUGAAGCUAGUGUGAAGAGGGAGGCCAUAGAGAAGGCUGUGACUGAAUUCAUGGUCGGUAAUAAACAAGAGGAAAUGAGAACCAGAGUGCUUGCACUUGGAGAGAUGGCAAGGAGGGCAGUUGCAGAAGGUGGUUCAUCGUUCUCUGAUUUAACUGUUCUAAUUGAAGAGUUGAGCUUCCUGGGGUCAUGA
Fragaria vesca subsp. vesca is the source of this 1452-nucleotide messenger RNA. Its product is annotated as UDP-glucose flavonoid 3-O-glucosyltransferase 7-like. The record is from RefSeq and is a predicted model, not a curated record. NCBI's taxonomy places the organism in Eukaryota, Viridiplantae, Streptophyta, Magnoliopsida, Rosales, Rosaceae. The transcript has a single exon. Bases 1 to 1452 code for a protein of 483 amino acids. Gene Ontology annotation, molecular function: UDP-glycosyltransferase activity.